This is a messenger RNA of Benincasa hispida (wax gourd), 1133 nucleotides long. RefSeq lists its product as uncharacterized. NCBI's taxonomy places the organism in Eukaryota, Viridiplantae, Streptophyta, Magnoliopsida, Cucurbitales, Cucurbitaceae. The record is from RefSeq and is a predicted model, not a curated record. Gene Ontology annotation, molecular function: nucleic acid binding; zinc ion binding.
CGACCCAACCCAAUUGGAAUCGGGUUGGGAUGUUAUAUGUUCCGUCCUCCUCGAUAUUUCUCGUUUCAUUCAAGAUCGCUCCUCUCCGUUUCGCUUACGAACUGGAUUCCACUUCAUCUUCGAACCCUAUGAAAGAUAUUAAAACAAAUAAAGCAUGUCUUGUAAAAAGGAAGAGAAGUUGCAAGCUGCUGCUAAAAGGAUUAAGGCUGCGACUCUUAGUGCUGCAAAAGGCCUUAGCUGCGCUCAGGCCGAACGAGCAGCUGCGACUGCCGCUCGGAAUGUUAAUGCUUAUGGGUAGAAAGAAGAAUGGCCUAGCAGAUGGCAGGAGAAAAUGGAAGCAAAGAGGCAGAUGUAUUUAAUGAGUACUGAAAAGGCAGUGAGAUUGGGUGAAAGAAAUGACAUUAAGGUCUCUAUGUCUAGUGCUGGUGGAGCUGCUACACAGUGCCAGAAAUGUUAUCAGAUGGGACACUGGACCUAUGAAUGCAAAAAGGAACGAGUUUACAUGUCCCGACCAUCUUGAACUCAACAACUCAAAAACCCGAAGCUGAGGAUGAAGAUGGCAGUCUCAUUGGAGUUGGACAACCCAGAUUCUGGGGAGGAGAAGAAGCCCAAGAAGCAUUCGAAGAAGAAGAGUAAACGAAAACAUCGGUCCGAUGCAAUCGACAGUGAGGCAUCUGUAUUUAAGAUUGAUAGUGGGUCCUCAUCAGUUACUGAAUCUAAUGAUUCUUCUGAAGAAAGCAGUUCAGAUUACAGUUCAUCUGAAUCAGAGUCAGAAAGGAGCCGAAGAAGGGGAAAGAAGCAGAAGCGGGGGAGAAGAAAGAUGAGGUACAAUUCGUCUUCUGAUUCUUUUGAUUCAGACUCGGGGUCUGAAUCAGAAUCUGAUUCCGACAAUGAACGUAGUAGGAGGAAGAGCAGAAGACACAGUAGAAAAUGCUAGUUGAGGUAAUCGAUCGAUCGAGUGAAAGCGAAUUAGAAUGAUUUUUAUAUCAUUGCAGUUGUAAUUAGUUUAGAGAUUUGAGUUCAUUCAGUUUCUUGUUUAGGGACAUUCUGGAUAGAGUUGUUUGUGUGGAAACUGAAGUUUGGGUUUUUUCUUUUCUUCUUCUGAUAGUUGAGUUUAACAUCUCCUUUCUUUC